This is a messenger RNA of Trypanosoma cruzi, 2553 nucleotides long. RefSeq names its product calpain-like cysteine peptidase, putative. Gene Ontology annotation, biological process: proteolysis. Lineage: Eukaryota; Euglenozoa; Kinetoplastea; Trypanosomatida; Trypanosomatidae. Gene Ontology annotation, molecular function: calcium-dependent cysteine-type endopeptidase activity. The coding region runs from base 1 to 2553 and encodes 850 amino acids. The record is from RefSeq and is a predicted model, not a curated record. The transcript has a single exon.
AUGCCGUUUCGAAGUGACCGGGCAGAAAUCAACUACGCGGCUAAUCCCUGCAAUACGGACGUUGCUUCAGACCCUGCGACAGAGGUGGGGGUACUUGACAAUGCCAGUAUUUUUUCCUCGUCGGUAGCCUCUGAGACGGUUGAGAAGCCGCAGAAUAACGUUGUUUCCGUCAACGACAAUAAAGAAGGCGAUGAAGCACAGCACUCCCAGGACAGGAACCGUUCGGUUUCUCAAGUGGAGAGUACAGAAAGAAAGGAAUUUACAUCCGCCACGAAUCUGCGACACAAGUCACUGAAGCAGCCGAUCCGUUGGGAGCGAAUAGAACUCGCCGCGCCGUUGGAUGACCCGGAAGACGAGUUUGAUCUCGGCACUGCACAGAAGCCGAUAUUUCAAGAAGGGACAAAGGGGGUCAAGAACGAGUUUCUAAACGGUGAGCCAACCGUAGAGGGCGAGGUAAUGUCCUGCUUUGAGGAGCCCGGGCUGCUGUACCGUAUUGUCGACAAGAAGAAAAAAACCUGGGCCUUCUACAAUGACUCUCUUGCAUUUGAGGUGCAUGUCUCAUGCGCAUUUGGCAAACAUUCCAAAGUGCAGCCGCUGGGGAACACAAAGAUGCGCCAAGAGCCUGACGGCAGUUACACCGCCGAAGUUGUUGUCUAUCCUGUUGAAACGGAGAAUUUUAUCAAGGGGUACGUGAAUGGCUUCAGCAGUCAGUUACGUGCAUUACCACUUUCUGAUGAAUACUUUGAGACGCGAGAGACUUUGCAACAUGAAAAUUUUUUGGAGAAGGAGUUUGAUGCCGUGAAGAGCCUCGUUGGCGAGUGGAAAGGCGCAGAACAUGCGCUGAAGUCUUGUAUUGAAAAUAAUGUACCAUUUGUCGAUUUUGAUUUCUUACCGGUCUGGAAGAGCAUUCAACUUGGGUCAACACGGGCACCAAAGAAGAUGCUCUGGUUACGCCCACGGAUGUAUCUACCUGAAGGGCAUGUCGAACAGGUGCGUCUCUUCCGCAGACCCAUUUUUCCUGGUGAUGUGGAACAGGGUGAGCUCGGAGACUGUUGGCUGAUGUGUGCCAUCGCUACACUUGAAGAAGACCCGGGGGAUGUGAUGCGGAUGUUUCGCAACCCUUUUGGCGCGGAGACGGCACGGCGCGAGCGGGCGGUCGGGGCGUAUCGUGUCACUCUUAAUACAAGCGGCCUCUGGAGGAGCGUUAUUGUGGAUGAUUACUUUCCAGGCUAUGCGGGGAUGCUGAGGUUUGCCCACAGCAGCGAUGUCUGCGAGAUUUGGCCCUCGGUUCUUCAGAAGGCGUUCGCAAAGUUGAACGGUAGCUACGGCCUGGUGCAAUCUGGCGACCCCGUUCACGCCCUCACGGAUAUGACGGGGUGUCCCGCCUCUCGAUUUGACGAGGUCUUCGCCGUGGCACAGGAAAAUGGCGGGAAGGAACUCUUUCAGCAACUGCUCCACUACCAGGACUCUGGGUUCCAGAUUAUUUUGACAACCGCAGGAAAGGCGCCUGCGUUUAUAUCUGGCACCAACAAGAUUGCCAGUCUCUUUGACGAGGAACCCGAGCUGGAGAGGAUACUUGGUGGCACUGGAAUUUUGCCAGGCCAUGCUUACACCAUCACGGAUGUGCGCUACUUCCCCAAAGAAGGCGAUCUGCAACUUCUGCAAAUCCGCAACGUUUGGGGCUCUUGUGAAGAAUGGAGUGGUCCAUGGUCUUCAGAGAGUUCUGAAUGGGACUCGCACCCGGAGGUGAGAGACGCCUGUGGGAGCAGUCACCGCGAUGAUAAGGUUAUUUGGAUGGACUGGCAACAUGUGCUGAAGUACUUUUCUGGAGGCGGGGUGAUUUACCGUCAUCCGUCCUACGACUACCGCAUCCCACUGCUCUUCACGGACUGCCGCCCUUCUUUGGUCAUUGAGGUAACUGUAGACAGUCCUGUAUGGAUGUGUUUUAUUCUUUCCAACGUUAAUCCCCGUACCGUGCAGGACUACACCAGUCAUUUGGGUAAAUCACAUGAGUACCCGCCUUUGAUGCUUUCCCUUUCUACUGCACAAGCAGGGAAAUAUGACGAACACAAAGUGAUAAACAACACUUCUGUGGACGCUGCAAAACCGUCAAGGGACAAAUGGACCUUCACACAGGCACGUGAAAUCAGCAUGUUGUGCAGACUCACCCCCGAUGAAUCGCCAUACCUGGUUAUUCCCCGUAUGAUGGAGAAUGAUGAUACUGUGAGCGGAAGCACAGCCUGGUUUGCAAAUCUACAGGACCAGACCUACCCGCUGCAUUUCAGAAACGGCAACGCGGCGCCAUCUGACGUGGAUUCAGAGGGGGCAGCAGAGAUCCCUGUUGUGUUAGGUGUUCGUUGCUCGAGGCCCAUUGGCGCAGAGGGCAACGGCGGGGUAAAAGUGAACUUUAAACGUAUCGAAGGUGAAAACGUGGUGUUUGAAAACUUCCCGAAGUUCCCCGCGGAAACAACGGCGCUGAAUGACAUUUAUUAUCAGGUGAUGUCUCCUACGCAGGGCUACGCGGUGGAAAAAAUGGGUGACUCUCUAUCCUGA